AUUCCAGACGUCUCAGCACUUUCGCUGCCCAGAGAUAAUACUGCGAGCAGACGUUUGCGUCAGUGUCAGAUAGGUCUCAAUGCCACCCUGCCCCAGGGGGAGCACAGUGGGCAGACGGGCUGGGCAGGCAGGCAGGAGCCCGCGGCAGAGCCCCCCGAGCCACCGGCCUGCUGUGCACCCCACGGUCAUGCUGCUCCUCCUGCACCUGCUGCCUGCCAUGCUGCCCACUGCCGCCCUGGCCAGCUGCACUGGGGCUGGUGUUGAUCGGCAGCUCAUCCUGGCCAAGGUGCGGGCUCAGGUGCUGGAGCAUCUGAGCCCCCCGGUUCUCCAGGAGGAGCCCCAGAAGGAAGCAAGGAGAGUGCACCGGAGAGAUAUCCUUGAAAACACUGAAGUUGAGCCGGAGGAGCUGGAGGACACCUCCCAGGUUAUCCUUUUCCCUUCCACAGAUGUGCCCUGCGAGCCCUCACAGCCAGACAAGCUGCUGGAGGAAGAAGGCAUUUUCACCUACCUCUUCCAGCCCUCAGCACACACCCUGAGCCGUGCAAUGACCUCUGCCCAGCUCUGGUUUUACACUGGCCCCUCGGCGGCUCCGAACCACUCAGCCCCCAAUGUUCUGACCCUGUCACCACACGGCCGUGUGCCACUGGCGGCCAUGGUGGUGCAGACACCUGAGCACUGGACUGUGUUCCACUUUGCCCCAGCACUGCUGACCCAGCUCUCGCAGCCACUCUUUGUGAUCCUGGUGCGCUGCCCCGGCUGCCCCUGCCUGGCCGAGGAGGACAAGAUGCCCUUCUUGGUGGCCACCACCCGUGCCAAGGGCAGCGAGAGGGCUCGUCGCUCCGCCGUGCCCUGGUCCCCAGCUGCCCUGAGCCUGCUGCAGCGCCCAUCCGAGGACCUGGCCGCCCAUACCAACUGCCGCCGGGCUUCCCUCAACAUCUCCUUCGAGGAGCUGGGCUGGGACAAUUGGAUUGUGCACCCCAGCAGCUUUGUUUUCCACUACUGCCAUGGGAGCUGUGCUGCAGGCCAUGGGCUGAGCCACCGCCUGGGUGUGCAGCUCUGCUGCGCUGCCCUGCCCGGCACCAUGCGCUCCCUGCGUGUCCGCACCACCUCUGACGGCGGGUACUCCUUCAAGUACGAGACGGUGCCCAACAUCCUGGCCCAGGACUGCACCUGCGUCUAGGGCAUCCCGCAGCCCAGCCCCAGACUGAGAUACUGCCUGGGAGGAGUCAAGUGCUCAGGGGAACCCUGCCUCAUGCCACAGGGACCAGGGGGUUUGGGCUGUGCCACCCUCCCCUGCACAAGCCCCAGCAGUUUUGGGCUGCCCUGGGUAUUGUUGGGCUGCCAGACCUGCCCCAGGGCUGGUCCCAAACUGGGGCAAGCUAAGGCAUGGUGGGGCAGGGACAGGCACAGCCUCUGUCAGAAGCCACCAUGCUGUCUGCAACCAGCUCAAACUCUAUUUCUCCCCACCUUUUCUCCUCAUCCAACUGCCCCCCCCACCCCAGGCUGUGGUCCCACUCCUCCUGCAGAGUGCCUACCCGUGCUCCCAGGCAGGGCCAGGCUGCUGCAGCACGGUUUGGGAUGUGUCUGGGUGAGCCCAUGCCACAGCCUUGAACUCGUAGCAGGGCUGGUGGCACAUGCAGCACUACAAGCAAGCCCUCUUCCUGGCAGCAGCGCCUGUUGGAAAGCUUAACAGAAUCAAUUAAAUAAACCUGUUCCCUUUAUCAAAA
This is a messenger RNA of Pezoporus flaviventris, 1727 nucleotides long. It is a transcript of the gene INHA, whose product is annotated as inhibin subunit alpha. Gene Ontology annotation, cellular component: extracellular region. Gene Ontology annotation, biological process: SMAD protein signal transduction. Gene Ontology annotation, molecular function: cytokine activity; growth factor activity. Lineage: Eukaryota; Metazoa; Chordata; Aves; Psittaciformes; Psittacidae. The transcript is spliced from 2 exons. The record is from RefSeq and is a predicted model, not a curated record. Bases 80 to 1180 code for a protein of 366 amino acids.